Messenger RNA from Rhizophagus irregularis DAOM 181602=DAOM 197198, 870 nucleotides. RefSeq lists its product as uncharacterized. The record is from RefSeq and is a predicted model, not a curated record. Gene Ontology annotation, molecular function: flavin-dependent sulfhydryl oxidase activity; flavin adenine dinucleotide binding. Gene Ontology annotation, cellular component: mitochondrion. NCBI's taxonomy places the organism in Eukaryota, Fungi, Glomeromycota, Glomeromycetes, Glomerales, Glomeraceae.
ACUGUCAUAGUGUGGCUCAAAAUCUCUACAUAUAUAGGGAGAAUAGAUCGAAAUUCUACCUUUGAAUUUUAUUUUAUUAUGACGGAAUUACUUCCUUUACAAAACGAAGACAUUUCUAACUUACAGUCAAACGGUAAAAAAACAACGGAACCAUCUUUUACUGAAUCACCGCAGUAUAAUGAUCAGAAAUCUACAACUUCAGGUGACAGUAAAACGACUGGAAUUAUAUUGGAUAAAGAUGGAAAACCGUGUAGAGCUUGUACUGCAUUCAAGGAUUGGACAAAGCGAGGAAAAAAGAAGCAACAAACAUCACAUAAUACAGACAACAUAAAUAAUAAUAUGGAAGUAACUGAAUUUAAAAGCAAUUCUUCGCAAGAAUUACCUGAGGGUUGUCCACCAGAUUCAGAACAAUUAGGAAAAGCCACAUGGACAUUCUUACAUACAAUGGCUGCUUAUUAUCCUGAAGUACCUUCUUAUAAACAACAAAGAAAUAUGCGUAAAUUUUUAGAUACUUUUUCUCAAUUUUACCCUUGUUGGUAUUGUGCUGAACAUCUACGUGAUGAAAUGACUAAAAUGCCACCUAAGGUUGAAAGUAAAAGGUCGUUGGGUAAAUGGUUAUGUGAUAUGCAUAAUAUUGUUAAUGAACGUUUGGGUAAACCAAUUUUUGAUUGUAAUAAAAUUGAUGAGAGAUGGAAAGAUGGUCCUAAAGAUGGUCGAUGCGAUUAUUAAACGAUAUAGUUAAAACAAAAAAAAUUUAUAUAAUUUAUUUUAAAUAUAAAUGUACAUUAUUCUUCUAUCUAUACUUUCUUUCCAUGGGUUUCUUUACAUUUUUAGAAGUAACAAAUAAAUUGACAAGAAAUUACAAAUUUU